AUGGAGAUUGUUGAGCGCGUUGUCGCCUGCUCCCACCCGUCCCUCCCCUCCACUAGGCCACUCGCACGCGCAUCACUCCCUGCCAUCCCCUUCCCGCCUCUCACGCCUCUCAUCGCCGCGGCGCCACUCAGCGACGCUGCACGCAUCUCGACUCGCCUCCUCCCUCGUCCCCUCUCCUUCACUCCUCUCCUCCGCGCCGCGCGUCUUCCCUCUCCCCCCUCGGCGCGCGUCGUCGCGGCCCGCUUUAUCGCGCGCUGCGUCGGUGCGGGCGGCAGCCGACGCGGGAAGCGAUGGCGGUGGCCCCGCCACCGCGGAAGGUGCGUCGCCGGCCAUGUGUGGCUCCCCGUGUCCCCCCAUUUGCACAUUCCACCCGUCCCCCUCACUGCCUUUCCCCCCCACCCCCUCCCUCCAACACAAGCCUCUUUCUCGUCCGUCGACUUGCGGCUGCUAUCCUGUCGUUGCUCUCGCCCACCUCCCUUUCUCCCCCCCUCCCUCCCGCGCCCCACCUACCUCCUUCACCUCACCCACCUCCCGUCCUCACCGACCUGCCUCUUUCGUCUCCCGCUCCGGUGUGUUCAUCCGCCGUCCUUCUCCCUUCCUCCCUCUGGUUCCGGCCAUAUCCCCAACGCAACCCCUCAUCCCUUCCUAUCAUCCCCAUCACCUCCGUCACUCACUCAUCCCUCACUGCUUCCCGCGGCCCCUUUGCUUCCCGCGCCCCUGCUUCCCCCGCCCUCCCCCGCUCCCCCCUGCUUCCCCCGCUACCCCCUACUUCCCCCGCCCUCCCUGCUUCCGCUGCCCUCCAUGUUUCCCCCGCCCUCCUUCCUCCCCUGCCCGCCGUGCUUCCCUCCACCCUCCCUGCGCCCCUUCCCACUCCUCCUCCCCCCCUUCUCCAUCGCACCUGCUGCACCCGCACCCCCGCCAGCAGCGCCAGGGCCAGCAGCGCCAGCACCACCAGCAGCGCCAGCAGCGGUGGACCCAGCAGUGGCGGGCAGUGAGCUGAGGCGGCGGUUCCUGGAGUUCUAUGCAGCGAGGGGCCACGCGGUGCUGCCGUCCGCGUCGCUGGUGCCGGCGGACCCCACCGUGCUGCUCACCAUCGCCGGCAUGCUGCCCUUCAAACCCGUCUUCCUCGCCCAGCGGUGUGUGCGCACCAACGACGUGGAGAACGUGGGGCGCACGGCGUGCCACCACACCUUCUUUGAGAUGCUCGGCAACUUCAGCUUCGGGGACUACUUCAAGCAGGACGCGUGCCAGUGGGCCUGGCAGCUCGCCACUGAGGAGUUCGGCAUACCAGAGGAGCGCAUCUGGGUGAGCGUCUUCCGCGACGACGAUGAGACGUACGCCAUCUGGAAGGACCAGGUGGGAGUGGCGCCGGAGCGCAUUCAGCGGCUGGGCGAGGAGGACAACUUCUGGGCGAGUGGGCCCACGGGGCCGUGUGGGCCGUGCAGCGAGCUCUACUAUGACUUCCACCCCGAGCGCGGCAUCCACGGCGCUUGCUGUCUGCCCUGUGCUGUGUGCGCUGUGCUAUGUGCGCUGUGCUGUGUGCCCAGUGCUGUGUGCGCUGUGUUGUGUGCCCUGUGCUGUGUGCGCUGUGCUGUGUGCCCUGUGCUGUGUGCCCUGUGCUGUGUGCCCUGUGCUGUGUGCCCUGUGCUAUGUGCCCUGUGCUGUGUGCGCUGUGCUGUGUGCGCUGUGCUGUGUGCGCUGUGCUGUGUGCCCUGUGCUGUGUGCGCUGUGCUGUGUGCCCUGUGCAGUGUGCCCUGUGCUGUGUGCGCUGUGUUGUGUGCGCUGUGCUGUGUGCCCUGUGAUGUGUGCCCUGUGUUGUGUGCGCUGUGCGAUGUGCGCUGUGCUGUGUGCCCUGUGCUGUGUGCGCUGUGCUGUGUGCGCUGUGCUGUGUGCCCUGUGCUGUGUGCCCUGUGCUGUGUGCGCUGUGCCGUGUGCCCUGUGCUGUGUGCGCUGUGCUGUGUGCGCUGUGCUGUGUGCCCUGUGCUGUGUGCGCUGUGCUGUGUGCGCUGUGCUGUGUGCGCUGUGUUGUGUGCGCUGUGCUGUGUGCCUCUAUCGCAGGAUCUGGGCGACGACAGUCGCUUCAUAGAGCUCUACAAUCUGGUCUUCAUGGAGAGCAACCGCCGUGAUGACGGGUCGUUGGAGCCGCUGCGCUGCAAGAACAUCGACACGGGGCUCGGCCUUGAACGCCUUGCGCAGAUCCUGCAGCAGGUGCCGAGCAACUACGAGACGGACCUCAUCUUCCCCAUCGUGCAGCGUGCUGCUAAGCUGGCGGGUGUGGACUACCACAGCGCGGAUGACGACACCAAGCGCAUGCUCAAGGUGAUAGGCAACCAUGCGAGGGCCGUGGUGCACCUGGUGGCGGACGGCGUGUCGCCCUCCAAUCUCGGCCGCGGCUACGUUGUGCGUCGCCUCGUGCGCCGCCUUGUGCGCACCACCAGGCUGCUCGGCAUCAACGCCGCCACCACUCACAACCACAGCGACUCUGCCAAUGGCAACGGCAGUGCUGCUGGAAGCAGUGACUCUGCCUUCCUGCCCAUCAUCGCUCGACAGGUGAUAGCGAUGAGUGCACACAUCAACGGCAACGUGGCAGAGCGAGCAGAGCGGGUGGUGGAGGAGCUGCGGCGCGAGGAGGAGCGGUUUUUGGCCACGCUGGAGCGCGGCAAGAAGAUGCUCGACCUUCUGCUCUCCCAGGCGCUCUCCCACGCCGCUGAUAGCACUGCUGCUCAUGCUGCUGCUGACGGUGCUGCUGCAGGAGGGGAGGGGGUGGGGGUGGUGGUGGGGGCGGUGUUGAGUGGGCGGGAUGCGUUUGUGCUAUACGACACGUAUGGGUUCCCCGUGGAGAUGACAGAGGAGGUGGCGCGGGAGAGGGGCGUGGCCGUGGACAUGGCGGGCUUUGAGCAACAGAUGGCGGCACAGCGGAAACAAUCGCAGGCGGCGCACAGUGCGAUCAAGCUGGCGGUGGGUGGGGCAGCAGCGGACCUGGCAGGGCAGGUGCCGGAAACCGAGUUCGUGGGGUACUCGUGCCUCGCCUCCUCCUCGCCCGUGCUGGCGCUCGUGGUGGACGGCAGGGUGGUGGAGCGCGCAGCAGCGGGGCAGGCAGUGGACGUGGUGCUGGCGCGCACGCCCUUGUACGCCGAGGGGGGCGGGCAGAUCGCCGACUGGGGGCACAUGCGCGUGCUGCAGGGCACGGAGGGGGAGGGGGAGGGGGCGGUGGUGCGGGUGAGGGAUGUGCAGCGCGCGGGGGGAGGGCUGUGGCUGCACCGGGGGGAGGUGGAGGAGGGCAAGGUGUGUGUGGGUGACGAGGUGGAGGCGGUGGUGGAUGAGAAGCAACGGCUGCGUGCACAGGCGCACCACACAGCAACGCAUCUGCUGCAGGCGGCGCUGCGCGAGCAACUUGGCCCGGACGUGGCGCAUGCGGGCAGCCUGGUGGCGUUCGACCGGCUGCGCUUCGACUUCCACUUCCCGCGCGCCCUCACGCCCUCCGAGCUCGCCGCCGUGGAGGCGCGCGUCAACAAGUGGAUCGCCGCUGGGGCUGAUGUCACGGCGGCCAAUAUGCACAUUGCUGACGCCAAGGCUGCCGGGGCGAUUGCGAUGUUUGGAGAGAAGUACACGAUGAGACCAUCCCCGGUGGGAACCAAGUAUGGUGCCGGUGCCAUCGCGAUGUUUGGAGAGAAGUAUGGUGAGGGUUCAAGCGAACCUCAAGUGGCGCUCCGAGGGGUGUCGGUGCGUGGUAGCGAGCACAUGAGCCCACUCCAACACAUCUCUCCCCCUCGCCCUCUCCUUCUUCCUCCGCUAUCCUCGCCCCAACAGGUGCGAGUGAUAGACGUGCCGGGAAUAAGCAUGGAGCUGUGUGGCGGCACGGACGUGGGCAACACAGCGCACAUCCGCGCCUUCAAGCUGCUCUCCGAGGCCGGCAUCGCAGCGGGUGUGAGGCGCAUUGAGGCCGUGGCGGGCGAGGCGGCUGUGGACCUUCUGCACCAAUGGGACGGCGUUGUCAAGGCGCUCUCCUCGUCCCUCAAGGUGAAGGCGGAGGAGGUGCCGGCGCGAGUGGCGGUGCUGCAGGAGGAGCUGCGGGCGGCGCGCAGCGAGGCGGAGAGCCUGCGGGGCGACCUGGCUGUGGCGCGCUCACAGCUGCUGCUGGGGCAGGCCGAGACCGUGGGGGCCAUGGGGUGCCGCGUGCUGGUGGCGGAGCUGCCCGGGGUGACAGCAGACGCCCUCAAGACGGCUGCAGAGAGCCUCGCGGCACAGCUGUCGGCAGGCGGUGAGGGCGGCAGCAGUGAGAGUGCCGUGGUGCUGGCGUCGGGCAGCAGUGAGGAGGGCAAGGUGGCCAUCGUGGCUCUGCUCAGCCCCGCGGUGGUCAAGGCGGGCGUGAAUGCGGGCAAGCUGGCGGGCGCCAUGGUGCGCGUGUGUGGGGGAGGGGGAGGGGGGCGCCCCAACUUCGCGCAGGCAGGGGGGAGGCAGCCGGAGAAGCUGCCGGAGGCGCUGGCUGUGGGCAGGGCGGAGCUCAUGAAGCAGCUGGGGGCGUAG
Molecule: messenger RNA, 4527 nt
Organism: Closterium sp. Yama58-4
Lineage: Eukaryota; Viridiplantae; Streptophyta; Zygnematophyceae; Desmidiales; Closteriaceae
Source: the annotation of a GenBank genome assembly